Molecule: messenger RNA, 2503 nt
Organism: Klebsormidium nitens
Lineage: Eukaryota; Viridiplantae; Streptophyta; Klebsormidiophyceae; Klebsormidiales; Klebsormidiaceae
Source: the annotation of a GenBank genome assembly
CAACCAUUGGCAUGAACAGAAGUGGAGCCUGAGGCCCAGGGCCAGGGCCUGGAGGGUCUGGUUGAUGGCCGCUGAGCACCAUUCAAACAGAGACGAUCAAAAUAAUAGUACCUAGGCAUUGCAGCGACGUUGGCCCGAGUACUGUACAUAUGUGCUGGUGGCGCACAGGGACACUUCGUCAAGCAUGAUUCUCGCGCCAAGGUCCAUCCUGUGCAAUCUCACCCUAAUCGCACCAUUGACGUGCUCCAAGGAUGGUGGCAAAUUGGCUCACUCUGAUCUGUGACUUCCUGCCCUUUUGUUCAGUCAGCAUUGACCGCCGCAUCAGCCCAUUUGCAGUGCAAUCGAGAGCAUUCCUGGCAGCUGCAACGUGACGUGCUGCAGAACGAGCGUGCACUAAUGGCGGGAGCUGGGCUGGCCAGCAAGUGGGGCUUGCUGGUGGCCUGCAUGUGGAUCCAGUCGUGUGGGGGCAAUUCGUACAACUUCGCCAUCUACAGCGCCGCAAUUAAAGACAAGCUGCGGUAUGACCAGACGCGGCUGGACACUUUGGCGGUGGCCAAGGACGUGGGCGGCAAUGUGGGCAUUCUGUCAGGCGUGCUGUGCGAUGUGCUGCCAGCAUGGGCCCUUCUACUGAUAGGCGCCACCCAGAACCUCGCGGGCUACUUGGGCCUCUGGCUGGCCGUUACGGCAAAGAUUCCGGAACCGCCACUGUGGGGAACAAGUAUCCUCAUUUGCCUAGGGACCAACGGCGCCACCUUCUUCAACACGGCUGUGCUCGUGACAUGCUUGCGCACCUUCCCCCACAAUCGCGGCAUGGUGCUGGGCUUGCUCAAGGGCUUCAUUGGCCUCAGCGGCGCCAUCUUCACACAGCUCUACCUCGUGCUCUACUCGCCGGAUCAGGUCUCCUUUUUGCUACUGAUUGCGGUGCUGCCGGCGGUGGUGGCGGUCCUGCUGUCCCCUCUAGUUCGAGAGCAGCCGCCAGCUGGCGAUGAGGACAGCGAGCCCGCGCAGGAGACGUCCACGCUGCUGGCCCUGUACGGGGCGAGCCUGCUCCUGGCCGCCCUCCUGCUGGCCGCCAUGCUGGCCCGGGAGCUGCUGCCCGGCAGCAUGCGCUUGAGCGCCGGUCUGACCGCGGGCAUCCUGGGUCUGCUCUUCGCCCCCGCCCUCGUCUCACUGCGCGCCUGGCUCAGACGGCAAGAGGCAAACGAGCCGGAAGCGCAGAACCUGCUCGAGGACGGAACGGGCCACACGGCAGCGGGGCAGAGGAACACAGAGGGCGUGCAUGCGCAGCUCAUGCCCGGGCCUUGGGAUAGCCGCUCCGUGGUGGAAACAAAUGACAGGAGGGGCGGCCUGCGAAGCACAGAGCCCCAUGCAGCAGCCAGGUCGACGGAAGCGGAGAGCGCUGAGGGUGGGGCCCAAGUGCGCGAGAGUACAAGGCCCGCACGGGGCUCGGACCACACGCUGGGGCAAGCGGUACAGGGGGCGGACUUCUGGCUGCUUUGCACGUCGCAGAUCAUUGGAGCGGGCUGCGGCCUGACCGCCAUCAACAACCUGGCCCAGGUCGGGGCUGCUCUCGGGCAGGCCCGCAGCGUGGGCGUCCUGGUGGGGCUGGUCAACGUCUGGAGCUUCCUCGGGCGCAUCGCGGGCGGGGCCGUCUCCGAGUACUAUGUGCGCGAGCGGGGGGCGCCGCGGCCCCUCUUCCUGCUCUUCGUCCAGGCGGCCAUGGCAGCGGGGCACCUUUCCUUCGCGGCCGCCGUCCCCGGGGGCCUCCACGUGGGCUCGGUGCUGGCCGGCGUCACGUACGGCGGGCAGUGGGCGCUCAUGGCCGCCACGGCCAGCGAGCUGUUCGGGCUGGCGCACUUCGGCACGCUCUACAACGUGCUCGCCAUGGGCAGCCCCGCCUCCACGUACCUCCUCUCGGCACGCCUAGCAGGUUGGAUCUACGACAAGGAGGCCAGGCGACAACGACGAGCGGCCUGGCCGGCCGAGUCCAGCGGCAGCUGCACGCUCAGCCGGAAGCUAGUUAGCACAGCUACCACGCCUUUCAUGCUGGCCGUUGAAGGCAAACCGGACGAGAGCUGGGGUCUGCAUGGAGGACGGCCCAAGAGGCAGGCCCGGGCAUCUCGUGCAGGGGCUUGGGCGUCAGCUGUAGCGGCGGAGCCGGGCAGCCGGGGAGGGAGAGCGCCGGCUCUUCGACCAGACUGUCCACCCACCUGUAGCGGGGCGCAUUGUUUUCGACUCACCUUCCUGAUCCUGGCAGGAGUGUGUGCGCUCGGCAGCGUAGUCAAUGGCUGGCUAGCUCUUAGAACGCGGAGCUUCUAUCGAGAGAGAAGGCAGGAGGGGUUAAGGAAAGAGGAGACGAGACAACGACACUUGAAUGCUGGCUAGAACAACGGUGCCACCUCUUUUAAGCCUCAACCUGAUUACAGAGAGCAUGAACAUGAGUGAACUCGACUCGUAUCUGCUCCACUCGUGCCAAGCUUCUCGGGUCAACUAAAUCUCCGGC